Colletotrichum acutatum is the source of this 639-nucleotide messenger RNA. Its product is annotated as complex 1 protein. NCBI's taxonomy places the organism in Eukaryota, Fungi, Ascomycota, Sordariomycetes, Glomerellales, Glomerellaceae. Gene Ontology annotation, cellular component: mitochondrion. The transcript has 4 exons. The record is from RefSeq and is a predicted model, not a curated record. The coding region runs from base 105 to 416 and encodes 103 amino acids.
CACACCACGCCCGGGGAGCGCCAAUUGGCUUUGAAAGCAUGAAAGCGCAGCACUCUCAUUUGAUAUAGGUAUAUGUAUUCGGAUCCUCCCAUUACUCGGCCCUAAUGCCCUUCAAAACCCCCCUGUGGUCAAUUGUCCGCAGCUACUCUACCCGGCCAGCCAGGUCGCGGCUGGGGAAGAAGGCCUUGAGUCUGGAUCAUUUCCUCCAGAGAUCCCGCGUGAUAUCCCUCUACCGCGAAAUCAUCCGCGGCACACGGCGCAUCGCCGACCCAAACACCCGCGCGGAGUCAAGACGAUAUGCCCGCGAUGAGUUUGAGCGUCACCGCGAUGUGACGGAUCUCGGACAUAUCCGCUAUCUCAUCUCAACAGGCAAGACGGAGUGGCAGGGCAUGGAACGAUACGUUGACGGAAUGUAGACUUCUUUCUCAUCAUUGUAAAACCAGUAAAAAGAAUCUUUGUAUAAUACACACCACAAAAGGUCUAAUCCUCGCUGCCAUUUGCUUCUACAGCUUGCAAGGUGCCCAGUGAUGGAGGGGGAUCUUUCUAAAACUCCAGUGGGACAAUGGUAUCGAUCCCAUGGUCGUCUCUCAAAACUUGUCUACAGUCGCAACAUCCUCACAUGCUAUCGCUCGCCCAAUG